GAUUUCAAAACGUGCUCAAGUCGACGGUCCCAGUAAUGGGACAAAAAAUCCUGUACUUAUACGCCUACCAACAAUUUGUUUGGUACAUGUUCCUCAGCGCCCAAGACCAAACAUCCGGCUCCACUGUUGAUAACGCUAGCUGUUCCACAACUGCAAUCCUAGCCAUACCGAAACGUCUGCGAAGUGCGAACCACGCGUGACCGUCAAAUGGCUGGACGAAGCUGGGUCGCAGCGCUGGACGGCCUUCCUGGCUUGUCAACGGCGGAGAAAGGCAAGGCGCGCGUCUUGCUUCUGCGGAAAUCUCAGGAGGAGGCCUCGCUGCUUGUCUCGGGCUUACCAGACGUGGCUGCAGAGGCAAUAAAGGAGAUCCUUCGCCAGGAAGGUCGCAAAUGCGGAAGCCGAGCAAAUGCAAACCGAGGGCCUCCUGCUGAAUUUCUUGAGGUUGGGGCGAGGCCCCGGACGCGGAGAGGGGUGCGGAGAGGUGGAAGGAAAGUAUCGAGAGGGGACAAGGGCUGCGACCAGGGGAGUUCAAGAGGCUGGCUCCGAGUAGCCUAGGCUAGGCUCAACGUGUCGAUGAGGGGUGUACCUGCAUCCGCCAGAGCUUCGCAGCCCUCGGGCUCUGGCCCUUACGCGGCGGCUGGCCUGGGCAUAACAAGAGCUGGCUCCGCCACGCCAAAUGCUGAUGCGCAGCCGCCAAUCACCAUGGCGGCGCCGAAGGAGGUGCUGGAGGGGCAGGCGGCCACGACGAAGCAGGCGCUGGAGGGGCAGGCGGCCACCCUCAAUGAGACGCUGAAGGAGGUGCUGGAGGAGCAGGCGGCCACGACGAAGCAGGCGCUGGAGGCCUUGAAGGAGGCGCUGACUGACAACAGGGCGACCUGGCCUUUCCCAGUCUCAACAGUUGACUGGAACCAGCUGGAGCAGAGCUGGGCUGCGUACCUGACCGAGGUGCCUAUCAAGAAGAAGAUGUCCUGACUAGUUGGGAUUGUGGCGCGCUUGUGUGCAUCGUGUGGGUGUGCGCGUGGAGAUUCGGAUGGCUGGGAGGCGUGGCGCCUGUGGCGCUGGCUGUACUGGCGCUGCUGGGCGCGCGGUACUGGCGCCUCGCCGCUGACACAACGCGGCGGAUGUGGGCAGCGGCGUGGGCUGGCCUGUCAGCGGCGGUGUGGGCUGGUGCUGACACGGCGCGCGAGGCGUUCUGGUGGGCGUGCUUCACGGCGGUCUUGCGGUGUGCGCAGCUUGCUGUGCGGGCGCUGCUAUGGCUCGUGUUGUGGGUUCCGCUGACCACCGGUAUUGGCACGCUGACCGCGCUUGGCGACAGCUGGCCGCUGGCUGCAACACUGGUCAUCCUAGUCAUCCUUUCAGCAGUGGUGGUGAAGGCGGUCUGGCACGGCCGGAUGCCUCCAGCCCGACACGAGCGCCAACCUGACGUGGCUGAUGGCCGACUUGAGGUUCGCUACCGUAUGUGCAUGUCGCUCUUGUCCUGGCGCUUCCUGGUGGCGGCCCAGAAGUGUGGAGCGUUCGUGCUGGCGGUGUGGCUCAAGUGCGAGCAGUGGAAAGGGCUGGUCGCGGCUGUUUGCUGGGGGUUGCAUAUCCGGCCGUCCGGAGGUGGAAACACUGAGGCCGAGGCGCUGACAGCGGGGGGUGGCUGCUAGCCAAUAUAUUACCAUGAUGUAUGGGCGCGGCUAGCUGUCUGCGCAUGCAUAAAUGUACCAAUAUCAGUGGGACAGCGGGUUGGUCAAGCCCGACUGCCUGGCGAGUUUUGUGUGUUUCUGUGGAUGUCGAUCGUGUGGUUUGCCAUGCCGCUGCUGUCGACGUGCCGCCGUCUUUCAUGCAUUCAUGUUAUAUCGCAAGUAAACUCAUGCGCACCUGUCGGCUGCGGCCUGCAUGCAUAGCUAUGAGGUUUGUACCAUGAUUGCUUUGUAGGAUUACAAUACUGCUUCGCGGAGUGGUUUGCGUGUGUGUGUGUGUGUGUGUGUGUGGUUGGGUGUGGAAUUGCGCGUGUCGGACCACGCUGCACGGGGUUAGCCAGACGCGGGCGCGUACAUAGGCUAAGCGCACAAUACUUAGGACAGGGAGGUACGAUUGACGCCAUCAAUGCCAUGUUCAAUUACAGCGCCAUGGUGUCUGGGUCUGGGUCGGCAGCAGGUGGUCACGGCUGGGGGACAUGCGGGUCGGGCUUUGACGUCGCCCCAAGUGCUGCGUUUUAGUGUAUCGGCUAUCUCCGACUUCUGGGGUCGGCUGAGUCUUUUGUUGCCCGAAAGGCUGGGACGCGGUGCCCUCUCAGCACCCGUUCCUUGCGCGGGGUCCUGGGAACUGCCUGCUGGUGCUACCUGAUGAUGUGGACUCCCCGCCUCCCUCGCCUUAACCCUGCCUUUGGGGUGUAGGCGUCGGGUGCCUGGGCUACGGUUUUUGGUUGUUUCGUGCUGGUUUUUUGUACUGGCCUUGCGUUUGAUUGGGCGUCGCCAGGCUAUGUGUCUGGAGUACCUGGUUUUACGUUAGGUGCUGUAGCCCAGGCUUCGUGCGCAGACGCGGUUUGCUACGCGCUGGUGGGGCUUUGGCGGGCUUCGGCUUGGCUUCGUCUCGCGGUGUAGCAGCUGAGACACGCUUUUUGCGCAGACACAAUGCACGGUUUGGUGAAGGUCGGCAGACAACUGAUGAUGAUGUGUUUCAGGGUUGGAAGUGUGCGACCCUGAACCUGUAACGAGACUAACCGAGCCGCAAGGGCUCCUCGUCUCUCAUAUUAGCAUUGUUGUGAGCUUCAUGCACACGCAAGGCAGAAUCUCUCAACCUCAGAAGCUUGUUACGUCUAGCCCAGAUAUCGCUAGCAUGUUUUGAUCCGCAUCAUUCAUGGUCUGUUGCAUAUUGCCACAGGGAAGUCCGUACCGUAACUUUUUCUUAUGUCAAAAGGGUACGCGUGGCGUUCAUCCUCAACGCCAUGAUUGCAGCAGUAACAACGCCUCUCACUUCUCGGCAGAUGCUGGUUCCUAUUUGCAGAUAGAGGCCAGCAACACAUGCGGAACCUCAUCAAGCCUCUGUGGGCUUAUCCAUCCUCCAAUCCAGCUGUAGGCGCCUCUCUUCUUUCAGCACGCGCACGGUCAUUCAUCAAGCGCGCUCCUGCUCCUGCUGGCGGCCCUGCCCCUCAGCAGCUGCGGCCGCCCGGAGUACCGGUGAAGCCACUCGGGCCUAGGUGCCCUCGCGCCCAUACAUCCAUCCACUGCAUGGUGCACUGUGCCACUUCUCACGCCUUGCCGGUGCUGGAUUGGGAACUUGCCGGUGCCCACUUGUGUGCUGGUGCAGCCCAUGUUCUCCUCCGGCGCGCAGGCCGCUUGCGUGCCGGGCUCAGACUGAGCCGCGCUCAGUCAAAUAACCUGAUUGGAGUAGCCCAGCGACUGACCCAGCUUGCCACAGGCACGCGGCAUCCGUGCCUUCCUCUCGCGGCUGUUAAAGGUGCUAAAGCGCUGCGGGGUACGUGGGCUAGUGGUGAAUGCCAGUAAGUGCUGGUGGUCUGUGGACGGCUGGGCUUGGGCUGGGUUGUGGUCCAUGUUAAGUGUACGCCUGCUGGGCUGUGGUGCAGUGCUGCCGGCCUGCCAAACAUUCUGUGUGUGUGUGUGGGGGGGGGGGGUAGCCAUCCAUGGGAUGGUGUGUAUCAAAUAUGAAGUGAAGUGCCGACGUCCAGAGGUACAGCGGGCACACGCGACGCAUUCCAUACCGUUGUUUCGCCAGCGGCAGGCUGCUGGUUCCCCCGUGUUUCCGUGGCGGCUAACGCUAAAAUACUAAGUUCCUAUUGAAAGCAAGUAGUCUGGAGUAGUAGUGGUGAUAGGUAAGGCUCGUUGGUAAAGAAGCUGAGUGCAUGCGUCUAGGUGGCUAGCUUAGCUGCUGCGGCGCGAAACCGGGACCCC
Molecule: messenger RNA, 3896 nt
Organism: Chlamydomonas reinhardtii
Lineage: Eukaryota; Viridiplantae; Chlorophyta; Chlorophyceae; Chlamydomonadales; Chlamydomonadaceae
Exons: 5
Coding region: 574-972 (132 amino acids)
Source: RefSeq, a predicted model, not a curated record